Chelonoidis abingdonii (Abingdon island giant tortoise) is the source of this 3145-nucleotide messenger RNA. It is a transcript of the gene PNRC2, whose product is annotated as proline rich nuclear receptor coactivator 2. The record is from RefSeq and is a predicted model, not a curated record. NCBI's taxonomy places the organism in Eukaryota, Metazoa, Chordata, Testudines, Testudinidae.
CAUCCAGUGCAGGAAGGCGGCCGCCAUUUUGUGUGGGUGGCGAAGGCAGCUAGUGCAGCAGCAGCGGAGCAGGGGCCCUGGCUGCGCUUUAGAGGGCUCUGAGUGUGGCGUUGCCGGCGGAGAGGCAGUGGGAUCCGAUUCCUGGAGGCUUAGGGUGUGUGAGCGAGUGAGAGAGACAGAAGUCGCUUAGACUUCUCCUCUGGAGCCUGUGUGCUGAGAAUCUGAUGUUGGGCUCGGCUUCCUGGCUGAACACAGCAGAUCAGCCCAUGAAAACUUCCAUUCCGAGCCAAAGGAAGGGGUCCAACAGAAGACAGCACCUACUCUUUCGGGGUUGGCAGCAGGAAAGGGGACGAGAGGUGGAGGCUGCAGAGUCUGAAAAGAAGACUGAAAGGUGGAGGAAUAAUGAUGACUGGAAGAUGUGGUGACAUUUAAGUUGAAGAUGGGUGGUGGAGAAAGGUUCAGCAUUCCAGUUCCCCAGUCUAGAAAUAUUACCAAGAAGAAUAAACAACUUAACAGGCAAAAGAGCAAAGAUCAGAAUUCUCAAAUGAAGAUGACCUAUAUGAAGAAAGAAAGAGGACAUGGAUGUAGCACAUCAUCUGUUGCAUGGCAGGCCAUGCAAAAUGGGGGCAAGAACACUGUGCACUUCCCAAAUAAUCAGAAUUGGAGUCCUACUUUAUCAAGUCCCAACUCACUUUUCACAUCUCAAACCAAUCAGAACUAUGCUGGAGCAAAAUUUAGUGAGCCACCUUCACCAAGUGUUCUUCCUAAGCCACCGAGUCACUGGGUACCUGUUUCCUUUAAUCCUUCUGAUAAAGAAAUAAUGACCUUUCAACUUAAAACCUUACUUAAAGUCCAGGCUUGAGAUGGAACUUCAAAAAUUGAAACGUUUUAAAAUUUUUACAGGGUUUCAAAUUUGAGACUGUUAGUUAAAUUCAUAGUUCCAAAAUGCACAAUUUUUUUAUGGAAUCAGAUUUGUUAGCUGCAUCUAAAAAUUGAGUCACAUGAUGUGGGGACCACUUUUCAAGAGAUGUUCAACUUAACUCUUCAUAUCAUUCAGAGUUGUGUGCUGUGUGCAUUUACUGUGACAAACUAUGUACUUGUGAUAUCAACAUGCAAUCCAAACAAAGUUUGGUUGUCAGUAAUGCUUAUGCAUUGUAUUGCGCUUGGAAUUUGAACUGUGACCACUUAAAAAUAUGCUGAUUUCCCCCUUCUUCCUCCCCCACUGGAAAUGAGAGAAAGUUAUGGCAAAAAACCGACCCUUACAUUAUGUAAUGCACCUUUGAUUGGAAAACAUAAGCAGUUUACAGAAGUACUCAAACCAGUAUCUUUCAUACUUGUUUCAGAUCAGUUAAUUGCGUGAAACCUGUUGAAAGCUAAUUAAGAGUUCAUUUUUUUUUUAUUUUUUUAUUUUUUUUACAAAAUCUACAUCUAGCCACUAGGAGAGAGAUGGCAUUUUUUUAAAUAUUAGUGAGCAUUUAUUUGGUGUGUGUUAAUGAUUGACAGGGCAAACAAACCUGUGACUAAAAUGUACAUGUUUUUAGGAAGUUUACUCCCCACAGAUUUUGUGCAUCCUUACAAAACAAUUUGAUGUUAAAAUUGCCUGACAUCUUGAUCAUUUCAAAAAUGUAGAAAUGCAUUUUUAUUUUGAACCUGUACAAUUUGAAAUGUGCCACCUAACAAAAGCAUUUUGCAUUGCCAGGUGACAGCCAAAAACCUUCUAAUCCCUUUCCUUUAUUGGGAUUGCACUGAGCAGUUUUUAAAAUGCAUUUUUGUAUGUUUUAUAUCUUUGAAAAAGCUGAAAUGAUAGAGUUGUUUGAGCUAGUCUUAAAUUGGAUACCCUGUAAUGUGAAGUUGUUUAAACUAGUGUCGCUUGUGGCAAGUAUGAAACAUAUAAAUAAGUUGGGGGGAAAAAGAGCCAUGUAAAUAAAUGUAAAACUCUGUAGCAUAUGUAAAUUCAUGCUGGGCUUUCCUGCAGAAAAAGUAUUUUUAGUACAAAACUGCUGAAUGUAAGAUGACCAUGCUGAGUACAUGGCCUGAUUUAAAAAAUAUUUUGUUUAAAGAAAACUGUAAAAGCACACACAUGGCUGUGCCCUUGCACUUAUGUACCAGUGAACAUUCACGUUGUUUUUGUUGUAAGCUGUUUUUUAAGUAAAUUCAGUGCAAAUAAGGCUUUUAGAAUUUUUAAUAAAAACAAAACUCUUUUUUUUAAAAAAAAGCUACACCAAUCUGUGUAAAAUGCACCUAUUUUGAAUGUAUAAAAGUGACUUUAGCUGGGAUGAACUAUUAUGGUACACUGAAAAGAUUCUAAAACUAUUAAUGUAAAGGUCUCUCAAUAGACAUGUUUAUAUAAAUACCUAAGAGCUAGAGCUCUGCCUACAAUUUAAAAAGUAUUCUAGAUGGUUUUACAUAUUUGAGAGCACAGUAACUCCAUUAAUCCUGCAAUGAAGAUUGAGCCAUCCACAUCUGGCUUUUAUUAUUUGGAAUUUAGAUGCAACAAUACUGUAUUUAAUGUCCCUCCCCUUAAAGAACCACUGAAGUGCUGUUCUAGUUAAAAUAUAUAUAAAACCCUAUUAAGUCUUCCUUCUGAACUUUAUUCCCAGUAUGCUGGUUGUCAACAUAUUAGUGUUUAAAUAAAAGCUGUUUGUAAUAUGAUACCCAAUACUUGAUUUUAUUCAGUGAUGCCAUAAUCCAGUUUACAAAAGCACAGAUGCUUCCAUGGUGGAAGUGAGAAACUGAUUUGUGACAUACUGAAAGAAUAUGAAGACAGUUGUUUAAACACAGUAAUCAGCAAUAAUGAAGAAUGGGGAGUAAAUAGGGUAACGAUUACAAAAAAAUAGCUUGCUAAAACAAAAGUGGUUCUUUAAGUGCUCAAGAUGCACUUCUGUGCAUUUAGUUCUAUUUAUACAUUCAAAGUGUGCUGGCAGCUAUCAGUGUUUACACAUCUUCAAAUAAGAUGACUAGAUUGGUAGUUUUCUAAAUUUAUUAUGUUCCUUGUCUCCUAAUCUCUCACCAAAUGUCAUCCGUUGUACCCAAAGUGUAAUUGUUAUAUUUGAUAUUUAAAAUGUUUAUGAAGUACAGCUUGUACAUGUAUCAAUUGGAAAUCUUAAAAAAACCAAAACAAAUAAACUACUUAACCUCCCCCCCC